Messenger RNA from Chironomus riparius, 1807 nucleotides. NCBI's taxonomy places the organism in Eukaryota, Metazoa, Arthropoda, Insecta, Diptera, Chironomidae. The record is from the annotation of a GenBank genome assembly.
UUUUUAUAAAAAGGCUUGCGUCUUGAAUAUUUGGCUUUAUUCUUUGAGAAAUGUAUAAGUUUCUCCUUUUAGCUGCUGUGCUUGCAAUUGCCUACGGGCAGGAUCGUCCAAUUGUGACAAUUCCCCAAGGUCAACUUCAGGGAAUAAGAACAUCGUCGGGUAUUACUCAAGCUACAUACCUUGCAUUCAAAGGAAUUCCUUAUGCAGAACCACCAGUUGGUGCCUUGAGAUUUAGAAAUCCCGUUGCUCAUCGUGGAUGGAGUGGAGUACGUGAUGCUUCGGCACAUGGAAAUUCAUGUCCAAGUUCUGGAUGGUUUGGAUUGGAGGCAGGCGGUGGAGAAGAUUGUUUGUUCCUUAAUGUUUAUACACAAUCAUUGACUGCCAAUAGACCCGUUAUGAUACACGGUGGUUCCUUUACUGGCGGUAGUGGUGAUAGCUUCAUUUAUGGACCAGAUUUUUUCAUUAACGACGGAAACGUUGUUGUUGUUACCAUAAAUUAUCGUCUUGGAGUGUUGGGCUUCCUUUCAACUGGAGAUGCUGCUGCUCAAGGAAAUUGGGGCAUGAAAGACAUGAUUACAGCUUUACAAUGGGUCAGAAAUAAUAUCGCAAGCUUCGGUGGAAAUGUCAAUCAAAUUACAGUUUUUGGUGAAAGUGCUGGCUCAGUCGGUGUUCAUUAUCUUCUCUUGACAAGACUUGGCACUGGACUCUUCAAUCGCGCGAUCAUGCAGUCAGGUGUUACAGUGGCACCAUGGGGCUUCCAGCCAAAUCCACUGAGUGAAGCAACAAAUCUUGGACGUAGAUUGGGACUUACUUGGUCAUCAACAACUGAUCUUGUCAAUCAAUUGAGAAAUAUUCCACCCCAAAGACUUGUUGAUAAUCAAGGUGGAUGGCUUGACUUGACAAUUCCACGUGGAUUCUCACCAUUUGAAUUCGUACCAAAUGUAGAACCAGCAAAUUCACCUGAAAGUCGAUUCCUUACUGAUACACCAGUCAAUAUUAUGAAUCGUGGUGAUAUCCUUACAAUGCCAAUCAUCAUUGGAUUCAUGUCUGUCGAAAGUUUGUUCAUGGUUCGUGAACAUUUGUUUGAUGACACAACUUUAGCUCAAUUUGCAACAAAUCCACACUUCUACGUACAUCCAUCAUUCAACCUUGCUCCAACUCAAACAACACAGGUUAAUGAAGUCGCAACGACAAUGAGAAAUAUGUACUUUAAUGGCGGUCAUCCAACUAUGGAAACUCGCUUCAAUUAUUCGCAAUUUAUGAGCGAUCACCAUUUCGCAUACUCAAUCGAUCGAUGUGUUCGUUAUCAUGCAAGACGUCAGACUCAACCAAUCUACUAUUAUAAAUUCGACUUUGAUGGUUCAUUAAAUAUGAUUAAGAGAUUAUUGCUUUUGACGGACUGGCCUGGUGCAGUUCAUGCUGAUGACAUUUUCUACAUGUUUGACGUUACACGCUUCCCACUUCCAAUGCUCCCAACAAAUGCUGCUGCCUUGACAAGACGCAGAAUGGUCAGAAUGUGGACAAACUUUGCAAACUUUGGAGAUCCAACACCAGUCACUGACUCAUUGAUUCCAACCAGAUGGAGCCGUUAUACAUUGGCUAAUGAAGAAUAUUUGGACAUUAAUGAAGGCUUGUCUGUUAGAAGUGCACCUUAUGAUGGUAGACUUCAUCCAUGGCAUUCUUUCCAAGAUAGAUUUAAUCCAUCUUAUCUUAGUUAAGUUUUUGAGAGUUCAAAGGAAAUGACUUAUGAGAUAUUUGAUAUUGUUCCUUAAUUUACAAUAAACAGCUGCAAAUAUUUAAAAAAAUA